GAGGAAACGGAGGUGUUUGAUCAUGAUCUACCGCGCAGAAAGACACGAUGAUGAUGACGACCAAAGGGAGGGCAAUAGAAAACCAAGCUAUUUCUUAUCCUUACACGUUUCCUAUUGCUAUUUUCAAGGACAGAAAAGAUAUUCAUCCAUCCGGUCGUUGUUUGAAAAAUGCAAACGCACAAUCAAAUCAAUCUCCACCACAUCAUACCACACCAGACACCAGCAAGCGGCAUACAUCCACACCACACAGGCAGCAAAGACGCUCACCAGCACACGCACUCAAUAGCCAAAUGUCAGCCCUGUCCUCCAUCGUCAACAGCACCUCGCCAAAGGUACACACAUCCUUCCCCUUCGUUCCUUCGAAUGCCUUACUGGCAUACCUGCAUACUAUGCUUGUUUUGUUUUUGCUUGCUGCCGCAAUUGUCCCAGCUGGCUCACAACAAAACAUCAUUAUCAUCAUCAUCAACAUCAUUCUGCAUAUCUUUUCUAUUGAGUCGCGAAAUAACAAAGCCAAUUGCUCUAUAUUAAAAUCCGGUCCCUUUCUUCCUUUCAUUCUAUAUCUUUUCUGUAUGUCUUCAACCUCAAUGGUAUAUCUGUUGAUUCUAGGAAAAGCAGGUUUCGGCCCCUCCAGCCCCCUCGGCCGCUGGUUCUGCUAACAACGGUCCAACCACCUCUUCUCCCAACACUAACACGAGUGCGAUUAGUACUGCUACGAACGCUAACACCAACACCAACACCAACACCAGCACCAACAGCAAUACAA
Gamsiella multidivaricata is the source of this 763-nucleotide messenger RNA. RefSeq lists its product as uncharacterized. The coding region runs from base 48 to 656 and encodes 202 amino acids. The transcript is spliced from 2 exons. The record is from RefSeq and is a predicted model, not a curated record. NCBI's taxonomy places the organism in Eukaryota, Fungi, Mortierellomycota, Mortierellomycetes, Mortierellales, Mortierellaceae.